Messenger RNA from Fonsecaea erecta, 1488 nucleotides. RefSeq lists its product as hypothetical. The record is from RefSeq and is a predicted model, not a curated record. NCBI's taxonomy places the organism in Eukaryota, Fungi, Ascomycota, Eurotiomycetes, Chaetothyriales, Herpotrichiellaceae. The transcript has a single exon. Gene Ontology annotation, molecular function: hydrolase activity, hydrolyzing N-glycosyl compounds. Bases 1 to 1488 code for a protein of 495 amino acids.
AUGGCGACAAGGCAAGGUCUGCGAGUCUGCAAGACCAAGCCCCGGGUUUUCAUCGUCUCAGACAUCUCCAAUGAGCCUGAUGACGCCGAAUCCUUGGUCCGCUACUUGCUCUACUCGAACGAAUUCGACACGCGAGGCCUCGUCGCCUGCACUUCGACGUGGCUGAGGACCAACGUCCAUCCCGAAGACAUGCGCACCAUUGUCAAGGCGUACGGAGAAGUGGUGCACAAUCUGAACGCGCACGUGCCUCCGGAGAAUCGCUAUGAGAGCGCUGAUUACUUCCUCUCACUCAUCAAAACGGGGCCGUCUAUGUAUGGGAAAGAAGCCCUGAAAGACGACGUGCCUGUGAGUGACGGGGCAGCGUUGCUGAUCGAACAAGUCGAUCAAUCGGCGCAACCCCUGUGGGUUCUCUGCUGGGGCGGCAUCAACGUGCUCGCGCAGGCGCUGUAUCACGCACAGAAAGCCAAGUCGGCGGCGGACUUUGCCCAUUUCCGCUCGAAGCUGCGGGUGUACACCAUCUCCGACCAGGACGACACGGGCAUCUGGAUCCGCGUUAAUUUCCCCGAUAUCUUCUACAUCUGCUCUGUCCACGGGUGGAAUGAGUACGGGAACGCCGCCUGGACCGGAAUCUCUGGCGAUGUCUUGCACGACUUCGAUCGGGGCGGACCCGACAAAACUAAAAUCACCAAGGAGUGGUUGAGAGAACACGUCCAGAUUGGGCCCUUGGGCAAAGCCUACCCCGACUACGCGUUCAUCAUGGAAGGUGACACGCCCACAUUCCUCUAUCUCAUCCAAAACGGUUUAGGACAUCCAGAACACCCCGAAUGGGGCAGCUGGGGUGGGAGAUACACCCGCGUUGAUCUGGGCGGAUUAACAAACCAAUUCCACGACGCAGUUGAUGAAGUUGUGGGCAUGAACGGCCAAAAAUUCCGCAGCAACCAAGCCACCGUAUGGCGAUGGCGCGACCAGUAUCAAAAUGACUUUGCCGCACGGAUGCAGUGGACAUUGACCGAUGAUCGCAGCAAAGCUAAUCAUGCACCCGUGGCCAUCGUGAAUAACAGCACGUCCAGUCCAGAGCCACUGAUCUUAGAAAUCGAGGCGGGUACGGAGGUGACUCUUGAUGCCUCGCAAAGCUACGAUCCCGACGGCGACUCCCUGACAUUCAAGUGGUCUCAGUACAAGGAACCAACCUCGGCACAGUCACCGAUCCACUGGCUCGUUCCGGACAUCGAGCUGGUGCCCCUGCAGGAUGACCACAGAAUCGUGAAACUUACCCUUCCGCCGCCGGAGACAUGCGCCGUCAAUAUCGUCACGGGCAAAGCGUUGGAGAAAGGCAUGGCGCUCCAUUUCAUCCUGGAGGUCACGGACGACGGGUCGCCACGCAUGACGACGUACAAGCGCGUCGUCGUGCAGACCACGAACAAGAAGCUCGUCGGCGGAAGGGAAAAGGUCUUUGAGACGGUGACGGCUGCUUUGGGGAAGGAUUAG